This is a messenger RNA of Haemonchus placei, 1509 nucleotides long. The record is from the annotation of a GenBank genome assembly. Lineage: Eukaryota; Metazoa; Nematoda; Chromadorea; Rhabditida; Trichostrongylidae.
AUGGUGUUAGCCGAUCUUGGACGAAAAAUUCGAAAUGCCAUUGGCAAGCUGGGUCAGGCAACCAUUAUUAAUGAAGAGGAACUUGAUGCCAUGCUCAAAGAGGUCUGCAUGGCGCUCAUUGAGUCAGAUGUUCACAUCCGUCUGGUUAAGCAACUGAAAGAUAAUGUGAAGAAAGCGAUCAAUUUUGAAGAGAUGGUUGGAGGUGUAAAUAAACGACGUUUGAUCCAGAAAACUGUAUUCAACGAACUUCUCAAAUUAGUGGACCCUGGUGUUACGCCGUAUCAACCGAAAAAGGGACAACCUAAUGUGAUCAUGUUCGUCGGUUUGCAAGGUUCAGGAAAAACCACCACUUGUACUAAGAUGGCCUAUUACUAUCAACGUAAGGGAUGGAAGACAUGCUUGAUUUGUGCUGAUACAUUCCGUGCAGGAGCUUUCGAUCAGCUCAAACAGAAUGCCACAAAGGCACGGAUACCUUUUUAUGGCUCCUACUCUGAAAUGGAUCCCGUAAUUAUUGCUGCAGAAGGUGUAGAAAAAUUCAAAAAAGAAAAUUUCGAGAUUAUAAUCGUUGAUACCUCUGGAAGGCACAAGCAAGAGGCUUCACUCUUCGAAGAAAUGCUGCAAGUGUCAAACGCUGUGAACCCAGAUAAUGUUGUAUUCGUUAUGGAUGCCUCUAUUGGACAAGCUUGUGAAGCCCAAGCUCGUGCCUUUUCGGAAACUGUGGAUGUUGCUUCUGUUAUAAUUACUAAACUCGACUCCCAUGCAAAAGGAGGUGGAGCAUUGUCCGCCGUGGCUGUUACGAAAUCUCCUGUUAGUUUCGUUGGUACGGGUGAACACAUCGAUGAUUUUGAGCUAUUCAAACCAAAAGCAUUUGUGCAAAAACUGCUUGGAAUGGGAGACAUUGCUGGUUUGGUUGACAUGGUCAACGAUAUUGGCAUAAAAGAUAACGAGGAGCUUGUUAGCCGUCUGAAACAUGGUCUAUUCACUCUUCGGGAUAUGUACGAACAGUUCCAGAACAUCAUGAAAAUGGGUCCUUUCAGUCAAAUAAUGAGUAUGAUCCCUGGAUUUGGGCCUGAAUUCAUGACAAAAGGCAAUGAAAAGGAAUCUGUUGGCCGAUUGAAGAAACUCAUGACUAUCAUGGAUUCAAUGAGUGAUACUGAAUUGGAUCAUCCGAAGGCGUCAGAGCUUUUCACAAAAGAACCAGGUCGUGUUGUUCGUGUGGCUAGAGGUUCUGGUACUACGCAAGCUGAUGUUCGUGAGCUACUCAGUCAGUACAAGAAGUUUGCCGACAUGGUUAAGAAAAUGGGAUCAAUCAAGGGGCUAUUCUCCGGAAAGAAUGGUGAUAUCAACCCGAAAAACGUCAAUCCUGCACAGAUGAUGAAACUAAAUCAACAAAUGGCUAAAAUGAUGGAUCCUCGUGUAUUGCAGCAGAUGGGAGGAAUGGGUGGUUUGCAGAACAUGAUGGCUCAAUUGCAAAAAGCCGGUGGAGGCAAAGGGGGAGGCUUGUUUUAG